Messenger RNA from Aspergillus versicolor CBS 583.65, 1748 nucleotides. RefSeq lists its product as uncharacterized. Lineage: Eukaryota; Fungi; Ascomycota; Eurotiomycetes; Eurotiales; Aspergillaceae. The transcript has 3 exons. The coding region runs from base 155 to 1366 and encodes 403 amino acids. The record is from RefSeq and is a predicted model, not a curated record.
AUCCUGCUGCCUCUCCCAAAAUGGUUGACGCUAAACUGCUUUCGGGUAGCACGACCUGCGGGGAAAUGAUGGCAUUUCGUCAGCUUCAACGCUCUUCAGGCUCAUCGCUAUUAUCUCGCCUUGACAUUCUGCAGAUUCACACUUGACCGGCACAAUGAGCGGCUUUAAGGAUAUUAUGAAAGAUGGCUGGCAUCCAAAAGCCAAAGACGGGAAAAAGGAAAGCUGGCGGAACGACUUCAAGGGCAUCAACCAGGUGGCCGGCUGGAUGGGCAAAGGGAAGGAUAAAGACGACGAAAGAGAAACGCAUGUUGCCCGACCCGUCUCAACUCUCAGGGACCCGUCGACUUUCGCUCCCCCGCCCAAACAUGUCAAAUACCACGGCGCUGCCGCCCUGUCGAACGAAACUACAUCGAGUCGCAGUGGAUUGGGCGCGCCAUUGAGCCAGGCGCAAAUAAACCAGCAGGAAUCCCACAAACAGCAGGCGAUAGAGGAGGAAGAGGAGGAAAGGAGACAAGCGGAAGAAGCUGCGAAACGGCCACCAGUGCCGUUUCGUGCAAACCGGACAGGCAUCGACCCAAACACUCUUCCACCGCCGCCCCGGCGAGUUGGCUCAGUCGCAGAAUCAGCACCAACAUCUACGAGGCCUGUACCAAGACUUCCGCCCCGUGUACCACCCCGGGCAAACACCUCCACGCCAGCCUCUCACUCACCCUCUCCCCCUCCUGCGUACUCCCCCAGUCCAUCAGCUACAGAGCAGUCACAGACCUCAGAUGGGUAUGUAAACCAAGCUGCUACGUCGCGUCUUAACCAGGCGGGAGUUUCUGUUCCGUCGCUAGGUAUCGGUGCAGGAUCCUCAAACCCAACCUCACCAUCAGGGGGCCAUGCGAACCAGGCGCCGGUGAACGAAAUGCAGAGUCGAUUCGCGCAGAUGAGAACCAACUCUGCAUCAGCCCCGUCGCCUGGACCGCGGCCGCCGCCAGCACAGCAAGCUCAAUCACCAACUAGCUCCACACCGAGUGUUGCAAACGCCAAGUCUGCGCUCAACGAUUUCCGGUCCAAGCACAGUGACCAGAUUGAAUCCGGAAAGCAGAAGAUUACUGGAUUGAACCAGAAAUACGGAAUAACUGAGCGUAUUAACAAUGCUGUGUCCAGCAAGUCUGCCAGCUCGGAACAGGCUCCUCCCAUUCCUCCGCAUCCAAAUGCGGGCCGUUCAACAACGGCCUCUAGUACUGACAUCGGGUCUGUAGCCCAGCGAAAGGCGCCUCCACCGCCGCCGCCGCAGAAGAAAGCCGAGCUACGGGCAACGCCGGUCAAUACAGGAUCACCAGCACCACCUCCACUUCCUCUCAGUACGAAACCCCGCUGAGCAGGGAUCUAUCUGGUUAUAGAGUCUAGAUUGUAAAUGUAACAUGUUGCCGCGCAAUGCAUUAUUAUUGGCGGAGUUUGUAUCUAAGACUACGCAUUCCAACGAGGUUAAUAGACAGCGUAGACCACAUUCUCAACAAUGCCUCAACGCCAAGACAUUCUGUAAGGAGUGGAGGUGACGUCACGUGAGGGGUGGCCCAACCGGCCAGGCGGAGCAUUUGCCCUCAGCCAUUUGACUCGAGAAUACUCCGUACAAUGUUCAAGACAGGCCACUACCCUAAAAAUUGGGUCUGAACUCUGCAAUAUGCAGGCCUGACACAGCGCACUGGUCGGAUGGGCAUAAUGGGCUGUCCUCUCCACGCAACUCGUGCGGAGAUUGUUUG